Messenger RNA from Uranotaenia lowii, 417 nucleotides. RefSeq lists its product as uncharacterized. Gene Ontology annotation, molecular function: nucleic acid binding. The record is from RefSeq and is a predicted model, not a curated record. Bases 1 to 417 code for a protein of 138 amino acids. The transcript has a single exon. NCBI's taxonomy places the organism in Eukaryota, Metazoa, Arthropoda, Insecta, Diptera, Culicidae. Gene Ontology annotation, biological process: DNA integration.
AUGAGUGCGAAGACUAAAGGGCAGAUUGAGUGUUGUGUGAAGUGUAUUCUUGCGGAGAGAAAAAGAGGCAAACCCGAGGGAUUGCUGAGUCCGAUUUCGAAAGGCGAGGUACCGUUCGAAACCUAUCACGUCGAUCAUCUUGGACCAAUGGACGUGAUAGAGAAGCAGUACAAGUACCAUUUCGUGAUUGUUGAUGCCUUCACGAAGUUCGUGUGGAUCUAUCCGGCGAAAACGACGAAUGGACAAGAAGUGAUCCAAAAGUUGCGUUUGCAGAGUGAGCUGUUUGGAAUCCUUGACGAAUCAUCAGUGACCGAGGUGCGGCGUUCACAUCAAGUGACUUCAAGGAGUAUUGUGCAUCGCAGAACAUCGAUCAAAUCGAAGUUACGACCGAAAUACCAAGAGGAAACGGCCAAGUGA